Linum tenue is the source of this 1546-nucleotide messenger RNA. The record is from the annotation of a GenBank genome assembly. NCBI's taxonomy places the organism in Eukaryota, Viridiplantae, Streptophyta, Magnoliopsida, Malpighiales, Linaceae.
GAAUUCGACUUCCCCUCCACUUUGCAGCUCUUCGCCUCUUCCUCCGGUAACUGAAUUCGUCAGCCUCCUUCGACCUAUUACCUAGUUUCCCCCUUCAGUCGCUCCCGCGCUCUCUAGGGCUCCCCUUCUGUUUAAGCUUGUAGAGUACUCGGUUCGACCAAGCAGCGAUUUGCCAUGGAGGAGGACUCGGAGACAAGAAGAGACAGACUGAAAGCCAUGCGGGAGGCGGCAUCGGCAGCCACCGACGCUAAUUCUUCCGGUGGUCUCCCGACUUUUGAUGCAACGCCCGUCGCUCUCGCCAACCCGCUGCUCGACAGACCCUCGGAGAUGGACACGCGUGGCGCUCCGCGGUUUGAUUUCUACACUGAUCCUAUGGCGGCCUUUUCUGCUACUAGGAAUAGGAAUUCUCCGGGAGACAUAGGACCUCCCGAAUCACGGGCUCCGUCUCCCUGGCCAGGACCAAGAAACUCGAUCCCUACAUCAGCUCCUCCAUAUAUACAAGGCCAUCAUCCAGUUAAUCAAGGGAUGAUGUACCAACCGAGAAGUCCUUAUGAUGGUGUUGCUUCAUAUGGGAGACAAGGUGGUAUCAGAAGCCCUUUCCCAUUUCAUCAAGGACCUCCUCUCCAAGCUCCAAAUCCGCAAUAUCAGGGAAAUACUAACUAUGGACCAGCAAGAAGCCCUGGUUUCAAUCAGGGGCUAGGAAAUGCCACAUGGAUGGGUAAUAAUCCUCGUCCGAGAUCAGGGUAUGGAGGUCAUCAACAAGUUCCCAGUGGAGGCCAGGGCCGAGGCCAAGGGAAUUUUCAUGGUGGCAAUAGAAACCCAGGUUUUGGACGUAACAGUGGGAGAGGGAGGGGUUUUCACAACAAUCAUGGCUCUAGAUACACCGGGGAAAUGAGGCCAGAACAAUUUUAUCAUCCUUCUAUGAUGGAAGAUCCAUGGGAGGGUUUAGAGCCAAUUGAAUGGAAAGGAAAAGGAAUAGACUCAUCACAGUCUUGGAUGCCACGGUCCAUUGCCACAAAAAAGGCACGAGUUUCAGAACCUUCUAUAAAGUCCAACACUGAACAAAGUCUUGCAGAGUACCUUGCUUCUUCAUUUAACGAAGCUUCCAACGCUGAUCCGAGCACUUGAUGCUUAAGUUGUGUGACUGAUCUAACUGCUGGUUUCCAUGCUGUUGAAGAUGCAGGACUGGAAUCUCAAGAAGAGCUAUUAAGAUCAUUUGCUAGGUGAAGAUUCCCUAGUGAAGUUCAGUCCCCUACUAGUGUCUGUGCUGUAAAGUAGAAAAGUUUGUUGGAAAAAAGAUGUGUGGAACAUAGAAUGGGAAUGACAGUAAGGCUGGAGGUAGAGCUUGCUUCCUUCCUCUUCAUGGCGCAGAAUCUAAGUCAGUUGAAUAUAGCCCCACUGGUGUAUUCCUUUCAUACUCGAAGCUACUGAUCCUGAUCGAAAUUGUCAUCUCUGCUGCACUUUUGUUCUUUUCAUUGUAAUUUCGUCCUUUCAAUUGUAUUCCAUUCCUAGGUAAAGGUUCAUUCAACCAAACUGAAUUGUGUUG